AAUGGGUCUCGCAAAUAUAGAAGAGCUCUAUGACGACUGUCUGUACCAUAUAUUUGAUUUUUUGCCCACUGAAGAUCGCAUUAUUUUCGCCCAAGUAUGCCAUAGAUUUCGUCAGCUUUUCAUAAAUCAAUGUGCUGCUAAAUACCGUGUUUAUACCCUCGAUAAAGACAGUUCCCGACUUGAGCUGAUACAAUUUUGUAUUUGUCGCGAGGCGGUCGAGUCCUUGACCAUUGAUCUGGAUCACUUUGAUACGGCCAGAUGUUAUAGAACCUAUGGAUGCGUAACUCCAGAAAACUGUUUUCAAAUUCUAUGCCAAACUUUGGCCGGAAUGAUAAGGCUAGAGCAUUUGGUAGUCAAGCAGGAAUCGAUGCUAGUUACACCCAUUGAAAAGCCGUUCGAUCAAAUAUUGACUGCCGUCAGACAUUUACCGAAGCUCAGAAGAUUGGGAAUUCGUGCUAGAGACGCUAAUUUUCUAAUAACAUAGACUGCA
Drosophila santomea is the source of this 490-nucleotide messenger RNA. RefSeq lists its product as uncharacterized. The transcript is spliced from 2 exons. Gene Ontology annotation, molecular function: protein binding. NCBI's taxonomy places the organism in Eukaryota, Metazoa, Arthropoda, Insecta, Diptera, Drosophilidae. The coding region runs from base 2 to 484 and encodes 160 amino acids. The record is from RefSeq and is a predicted model, not a curated record.